Messenger RNA from Lottia gigantea (owl limpet), 7319 nucleotides. RefSeq lists its product as hypothetical. Lineage: Eukaryota; Metazoa; Mollusca; Gastropoda; Lottiidae. Bases 1 to 5061 code for a protein of 1686 amino acids. The record is from RefSeq and is a predicted model, not a curated record. Gene Ontology annotation, cellular component: cell cortex; clathrin-coated endocytic vesicle; clathrin coat of trans-Golgi network vesicle. The transcript is spliced from 31 exons. Gene Ontology annotation, molecular function: structural molecule activity; clathrin light chain binding. Gene Ontology annotation, biological process: intracellular protein transport; receptor-mediated endocytosis.
AUGGCGCAAAUUCUUCCCAUACGCUUUCAGGAGCAUCUGCAGCUUCAAAAUGUUGGAAUCAAUGCAGCAACGAUUGGGUUCAGUACCCUCACAAUGGAAUCUGAUAAAUUUAUCUGUGUACGAGAGAAAGUGGGUGAAACGGCACAAGUUGUUAUUAUUGAUAUGAACGAUACAGCUAAUCCUAUCAGACGACCAAUUUCGGCAGAUUCUGCUAUUAUGAACCCAACUAGUAAAGUCAUUGCACUUAAAGCUGGUAAAACACUACAGAUAUUUAAUAUUGAAAUGAAGAGUAAAAUGAAGGCUCAUUCUCUGACUGAUGAUGUCAUUUUCUGGAAGUGGAUUUCAGUCAACACGAUUGGUCUCGUUACAGAAACAUCUGUAUUUCAUUGGACCAUGGAAGGUGAUUCCCAGCCUCAGAAGAUUUUUGAUCGUCAUACCAACCUAGCAGGAUGUCAGAUUAUUAAUUAUAGAACAGACGCCAAACAACAAUGGCUACUUUUGGUCGGAAUUUCUGCUCAGCAAAAUCGAGUUGUAGGAGCUAUGCAGUUAUAUUCUGUUGAAAGGAAAGUAAGUCAACCUAUAGAAGGCCAUGCUGCAGCUUUCUCUCAGUUUAAACUGGAGGGUAAUCCCCACCCCUCAACAUUAUUUAUUUUCGCUGUACGUGGACCACAAGGAGGAAAGUUACAUGUAAUAGAAGUGGGUCAACCACCAGAAGGAAAUACAGCCUUUACCAAGAAAGCUGUGGAUGUAUAUUUUCCAGCUGAGGCUCAAAAUGAUUUCCCAGUAGCUAUGCAGGUUUCACCCAAACAUGGAGUUGUAUUUUUAGUCACUAAAUUUGGUUAUAUUCAUCUUCAUGAUAUAGAAACAGCUACAUCUAUUUAUAUGAAUCGUAUCAGUGGUGAAACUAUAUUCGUCACAGCACCUCAUGAAGCUACAUCUGGUAUCAUUGGAGUCAACAGAAAGGGACAGGUAUUAUCAGUAAGUGUAGAAGAAGAUACUAUCGUACAAUAUGUAGCUAACAAUAUCAACAAUCCAGAUCUAGCGUUACGUAUUGCAUCACGUUGUAACCUCCCAGGAGCAGAAGAUUUAUUCGUUAGAAAGUUUAACAAUUUAUUUCAAGCUGGGUCCUAUGCUGAAGCUGCUAAAGUGGCUGCCAGUGCACCUAAGGGUAUUUUAAGAACUCCUCAGACUAUUCAAAGAUUUCAACAGAUCCCAGCCCAGCCUGGACAAACUUCACCAUUGUUCCAAUUUUUCGGUAUUUUAUUAGACAAGGGUCAGCUAAAUAAAUACGAAUCUAUCGAAUUAUGUCGACCAAUUUUACAACAGGGACGACCUCAAUUAUUAGAAAAAUGGCUGAAAGAGGAAAAGCUUGAAUGUUGUGAAGAACUUGGAGAUUUAAUCAAACCAGCUGAUUCUACACUGGCUCUAUCUAUUUAUCUUAGAGCUAACGUACCAAACAAGGUUAUUCAAUGUUUUGCUGAAACAGGACAGUUCCAAAAGAUUAUCUUAUACUCUAAAAAAGUUGGUUUUACACCAGACUAUAUCUUUCUCUUACGUAAUAUUAUGAGGAUGAAUCCAGAACAAGGUUUACAAUUCGCUCAGAUGUUAGUAGCAGACGACGAACCAUUGGCUGAUUUAAACCAGAUCGUCGACGUCUUCAUGGAAUUCAACUUGAUUCAACAAUGUACAUCAUUCUUGUUAGACGCUUUGAAAAACAACCGACCAGCUGAAGGCCCACUACAAACCAGACUGUUUGAGAUGAAUUUAAUGUCAGCACCACAAGUAGCAGACGCCAUUCUGGGAAACCAAAUGUUUACUCAUUACGAUCGAGCUCAUAUCGCUCAACUUUGUGAGAAAGCUGGUCUUUUACAGAGAGCUUUAGAACAUUAUACAGAUUUAUAUGAUAUCAAACGAGCCGUAGUUCAUACACACCUUCUCAACCCUGAGUGGUUGGUAACAUAUUUUGGAUCGAUUUCUAUCGAUGACUCUGUAGAGUGUUUACGUGCCAUGUUACAAGCCAACAUUAGACAAAAUCUACAAGUUUGUGUGCAGAUAGCCUCGAAAUAUCAUGAACAACUCGGCACCCAGAAUUUAAUAGAAUUGUUCGAAUCUUUUAAGAGUUAUGAAGGUUUAUUCUAUUUCCUUGGAUCAAUCGUAAACUUCAGUCAAGAUGCUGACGUACAUCUAAAAUAUAUCCAGGCUGCCUGUAAAACUGGACAGAUUAAAGAAGUAGAGAGAAUUUGUAGAGAAAGUAAUUGUUAUGACCCAGAACGAGUCAAAAAUUUCCUCAAGGAAGCUAAAUUAACAGAUCAGUUACCAUUGAUUAUUGUGUGUGAUCGUUUUGAUUUCGUUCAUGAUUUAGUUCUCUACCUCUAUAGAAACAGUCUACAAAAAUAUAUAGAAAUUUACGUACAGAAGGUAAAUCCAGCUCGUUUACCUGUCGUAGUAGGAGGAUUAUUAGAUGUUGAUUGUUCUGAAGAUGUAAUUAAACAAUUAAUCAUGGUCGUUAAGGGUCAAUUCUCAACAGACGAACUCGUUGCAGAAGUAGAAAAAAGAAAUAGAUUGAAAUUAUUGUUACCAUGGUUAGAAAAUAGAAUAAUAGAAGGUGUCACGGAACCUGCUACCCAUAAUGCACUAGGUAAAAUAUAUAUCGAUAGUAACAACAAUCCAGAAAGAUUCUUGAGAGAGAAUCAGUAUUAUGACAGUAAAGUUGUGGGUAAAUAUUGUGAGAAACGUGACCCCCAUCUAGCUUGUGUCGCUUAUGAACGAGGAUUGUGUGAUGAGGAGCUGAUCAAGGUAUGUAAUGAGAACUCAUUGUUUAAAUCAGAAGCUAGAUAUUUGGUACGAAGAAAGGAUACAGAUUUAUGGGUGGAAGUUCUCAAUGAAAAUAAUGAAUACAGACGUCAACUUAUUGAUCAGGUGUGUACCACAGCUCUAUCAGAAACCCAAGAUCCAGAAGAAAUAUCUGUCGCUGUUAAGGCCUUUAUGACAGCUGAUUUACCAAAUGAAUUGAUAGAAUUGUUAGAAAAGGUUGUUUUAGAAAGUUCUGUAUUUAGUGAUCAUAGAAAUUUACAGAAUCUGUUGAUUUUGACUGCUAUUAAAGCUGAUCGUACGAGAGUUAUGGAAUAUAUUAAUAGAUUAGAUAAUUAUGACGCCCCAGAUAUCGCUAAUAUUGCUAUAACUAAUGAACUAUAUGAAGAAGCCUUCGCUAUUUAUAAGAAAUUUGAAGUCAACACUUCAGCUAUUCAGGUUUUGAUUGAUAAUGUAGAUAACUUAGAUCGUGCUUAUGAGUUUGCUGAACGAUGUAAUGAUCCUGCAGUAUGGUCACAACUUGGUCGUGCUCAGUUGAAGAAAGGCAUGAUGAAAGAGGCUGUAGACUCGUUUAUCAAGGCUGAUGAUCCAUCAGAAUAUAUGGAAGUCGUGUCUGUUGCUAGUAAGAGUGAUAAAUGGGAAGAUUUAGUGAAAUUUUUACAAAUGGCGAGAAAGAAGGCAAGAGAAACCUAUAUAGAAACAGAAUUAAUUUAUGCGUACGCUAAAACUAACAGAUUGGCUGAUUUGGAAGAAUUUAUCUCGGGACCUAACCAUGCUAAUAUUACACAGGUAGCUGAUCGAUGUUUUGAUGACAAGAUGUAUGAUGCGUGUAAACUAUUAUAUAAUAACGUAUCAAACUAUGCUCGUCUAGCCAUCACCCUGGUACAUCUCGGAGAAUACCAAGGAGCUGUGGACGGCGCUAGGAAAGCCAACAGUACCAGAACAUGGAAGGAGGUAUGUUUUGCGUGUGUGGAUAAUGAAGAAUUCCGACUAGCUCAGACUUGUGGGUUACAUAUUGUGGUCCAUGCUGACGAACUUGAAGAAUUGAUCAACUAUUAUCAAGAUAGAGGGUAUUUUGAGGAGCUGAUUUCCUUAUUAGAAGCAGCUUUAGGUUUGGAGAGAGCCCAUAUGGGUAUGUUCACAGAAUUAGCUAUCUUAUACUCGAAAUAUAAACCAGAAAAAAUGCGAGAACAUUUGGAGCUGUUCUGGUCCAGAGUAAACAUUCCAAAGGUCUUACGAGCAGCUGACCAAGCUCAUCUCUGGUCAGAGUUAGUGUUCCUGUAUGAUAAAUAUGAAGAAUACGACAACGCCAUCUUGACGAUGAUGAAUCACCCGACCGAGGCAUGGAAAGAAAGCCAAUUUAAAGAUAUCGUCACGAAAGUUGCCAACAUUGAGUUAUAUUACAAAGCUAUUCAGUUCUAUUUGGACUUCAAACCAUUAUUAUUAAACGACCUCCUUUUGGUUCUGACGCCACGAUUAGAUCAUACACGCUCUGUAACUUUCUUUACGAAAGCCAAUCAAAUACCAUUGGUCAAACCCUACCUUCGCUCCGUGCAGAAGAACAACAACAAGGCCAUCAAUGAAGCUCUGAAUAAUCUAUUCAUUGAAGAAGAAGACUACAAUGGAUUGAGAGCCUCAAUCGAUGCUUACGAGAACUUUGACAACAUCUCGCUAGCUCAACGUCUAGAGAAACAUGAUUUGAUUGAGUUCCGACGUAUCGCUGCCUAUUUAUACAAGGGUAAUAACAGAUGGAAACAGAGUGUUGAUUUAUGUAAGAAAGAUAGAUUAUUUAAGGAUGCUAUGAUGUAUGCUGGAGAAUCAAGACAAGUUGAAAUCGCAGAAGAAUUAAUAGCCUGGUUCCUGGAAAAUAAAAAUAACGAAUGUUUCGCUGCCUGUCUGUUUCAAUGUUACGAUUUAUUACGACCUGAUGUUAUACUCGAGUUGGCAUGGCGACACAAUAUCAUGGAUUUCGCUAUGCCGUAUAUGAUUCAAGUCAUGAGAGAAUACACUGCUAAAGUAGAUAAACUAGAACAAUCAGAUGCUGUAAGAAGUGAAGAGGAACAAAGGGCUGAAGAUAGACCUAUUGUUUUAGGUGAACCUCAAUUAAUGUUGACAGCUGGUCCAGGCAUGAUGCCCCCACCCCAACCAGGUUACCCUGGGGGUUACGGACCUCAACCUGGUAUGCCUCAAGCUGGCAUGCCCCAACAACCUGGGAUGGCUAUGCCGGGUUCCUAUGGUUACAACAUGUAGAGUGUUAGAGAUUAACGUGAAUUGUAUAUUAAUUAUGUAAAUUAUAUGCGAAAGAGAAAAUAUAUUAUCCAAUCAAAUUAUGAUGCUGUUAAUAGCGGCUUAUUUGUUAAAAAUCGGGGGAAGUCACAGAAUUCGUAUAACUGUAUUUAUGAGGCAUGUAUUUGUAUGUCUCGGAAUUCGUUCAUUUUUAAAAACAAUUUUUCUUCAAAUUAUGUCUCUGAAAAACUUAACCAUUGUUCAAUUUAUUCAAAAACUAAAUGGAUUGAGUUGUGAAGUUUGGGAAUUUAAUAACUAGAAUGCGAGUUCUAAGAGCUUAGCAAUGUCACAACUGCACUAAGCUAAAUUAAGAAUUAAUUUGGCAAAUUUUUUUGAUUUAGUUUUGCUCGAACAAAAACACAUUGAUACAAUUUGAAGUGAAAGGUUUUUAAAAAUAACGUAAAAUUGAAUUAAAAUCAUUGAAAUUUUCACAUUCCUGAUGUAUGUUUUAAACGUAGAGUUGCUAAUUAUUGGAGAGUGCUAGUAGUCUUUAUCAUACCAGCCAUUUUAUAGUAGUCACUGUUAUACCAGACGCUCGUCUGUCUAGAGUAUUUAUUAUAAUCAUACUUGGAAGAAAUGCGUAGUCGUUGUUGUCAUUUAUAGGGAUACGACUUAAAUUUGAAUAUUAUGGUUAUCCUUGUAUUUCAAAUUUGAAGUUGUGACUCUGUAAAUGUAACACUAAGUAGAAAAAGGUAUACUGAUCGUAAUAAAUGUUUCACUGUGAACUUAGCUAGAUUUACAGAGGAUUUUAGAAAGUGUACGACAGGGCAUUUUGUAAAUUAUAUCAAACCAAGGGGACAUAACUAGAACAUAUUUGAUAGUAAUUGUAAAUACUGAAAACCCUUGAGCUCUAAUUUAAAAUUUAACGGGGUCUAAGUUUCUAUUGUUCUGUCUUUAGUUGGUGCAUGACAAUUAUAUGCAUUUGUGUGUAUUUCUGAGUCAUUUUAAACAGUCUUGUAAGCUAACUGUUUUAUAUUACAACAUGCAUGUUCACGCAUGUACAUGCGUAUGAAAGAUCCUUGUGCUACUAUAAACCAAUCAAACAACAUUGUACAAUCUUCAUGAACGAGUUUGUCUGAGCCGUUAUCCUGCUUUCUAAAAUUGCUAAAAAAAAUUUGCACCCAGUUUUGACAAUUUGCACCUGAGCUGAUAAUAUUUAUGCAAAAAUGAUUUUUUGAAAUCACGUCCAUUUACGAUUAUGUUGAAAAAAUUUCUUGAUUUAUUUGUGAUUGGCAUUUAUUGAUUUCUAUUAAUUUGCUCUUAAUUGGCCAAAGGAUCAAGUUAUUUGAAUCCCAAAUUAUAAACUUCAUGAAUAUUAAUUUAUGCAAAUGAGCAAAUUUGCGUUAAAUGUUCAAGUAAUUAACAUAUUCUGAAUUAUAUCCAUAAUAGUGUGUAUGCGUUCACUUCAUAUUAUAGUUUUAGCUUUUCAAAUCAUAUAUAACCAUAGCAACAAUUUAAAACUAAUAAAAACAUUGAAAAAAACGGAAAUGUAUAAAAAUAUCGGAAAAAUUUAUGAUUUUAGACAAUUUUUUUUUCUUUUGUUAUUGUUUAAUGUAUUCAUUUAUUAAAUAUUAUUAUUAUUAUUAUAUUUCAUGAUUCCAUGUAGCCUUGUUUAUCAAGUUCUUUAUGUUACUGUUAUUCUAGAACGCUAAAGACUUGAUGUUCAAAUCUUGAAAUCAUUUUUGUGAAUUGCUACUGAGUAUUUUCAGUAGCUGAUAAACUAAUUGGACUGGCACGUAAAGUAUAUCAACAAUAUCGUCACAGUAUAGUAUGUUACUCCUCCCCCUGCCCUAAGGACAUUAAGAUAAGACUAGUAUAUGUUUGUGAAUUAUGAUACAGAAAUAACUGUCGUGACGUCAUGUCACAGUCGUGAUGUGUCACCGAUGUGAUGGCUGUCAUAUUGGUGAUGUCUCUUGUGUUGCAUUGCUAAUGUGUCACAUUUGUGACUCCUGUUGCAUUCGAAGUGUGAUGCGUGUGACAUCUGUGAUGCGUGCGACCGUGAUGUAAUGUACACAGUAUAUAUCUAUAUUAUUAUGUUAUAUUAGUUGUAUUUAAAUACAUGUCAUCAAUAAAUAUACCGUACUAAAAACUUUUACUGUCACCCCCACCCCCCUUUUUACAUGUAUUACUUGGAUCGUGAAGACCUCCUUAAAGCGGUUAUCUUGACUGUAUUGAAAGCAUGGCAUCGUCUGAUUUGAAUCAAACUAUCAUGAACAAACGUC